UAGUCAUGCAAGGCAACGUAGCAAAGACAGUGCCCAACCAUGUCAGGCAGCUAGCCACACAAGUCGGUCUGCAUUUGAGGCUGAGCCAAAAGGUGAUACUUAAGCGAGGGAAAUGGAAAGAAGAAGGGAAUAUUUCUAGAUCUUACUGUGGACGCCGAUCAAUGCAAGCAGGAUUUUCAAUAUACUUUGGACAUCAUCAGCGCUCUUCUACUGCUCCGUGGUUAAAUGAGUGCCCUCGACCAACACAAGCCGCGAGAUGGAACUUUCAAGUUGCGGGGAUGCGAGUGCAGUCAACUUCUACUUGGAGAUUUCCUGGGUAACAGCGCCUCGUCUUCCCAGCAUUUACAUGAGCAAUCGUCGCGACUCUUCUCCGACGCUAGUCCAAUUGUUGAAAUACUUCUACGCCAAUGGUCAGACAAUCACAUGAAUCACAGUUUAGAGAGUAUCCAUAUCCAUGACUUGGAUGGCCUGGAAAGGGCUUUAUCUAAAAUAGGCUGCGACGGCACCGAUGCUGUAUUUAUCUUUCGACAAAGUUGUACCUGGGGCAGGAUAGAGUGUUCUGAGAGCAUCUUCAGGCGCAUAAUGGAAGCCACUAGAGCAUUUUCGCCACUAUAUGAUUUCGUAUCGGCUUUUGGCUACAAGCUUUCCGCUACGGACGAGAAUCUUGGUUGUUUUCAAGGACAUGUUUCUAAUGUUAGUGACAAGAAAGGGAUUCCAGAAUUCGAGCUGGCAUACAAUGUGCGAUAUGCACACAAGCACGGAAGGCAGCUACGAGACCCGUGGUCUAUCCGGCACUCGGCCAUCUAUCAGAGAUAUGAGCAAAAAACAAACUCGACACACUGGGUAAUCAUUCAACCAUCUGAGUCAUUUUAUUGUCAGCUUAAGCAGUUUCUUCAUCCAAAUCGCACAACUUCAGCACUAGAAACAGCAGCAGUCAUACAUUCGGCAUUCCUGUGGGACGGUGGGAGAAAUUGGAGACAGUACAUCAACUAUCUUGAGAAAGAGCUUUCAAAUUUAGAAGACAAGUCACUCUUAUCCCGCAUCGGUCUUUCUUUGAGGGAAGACUUUUCCAUAUCUUUCUUGGAUGUGCAACGACUACUGGCUCUGCGAAAGAAGAUGCACAAGUGCUCAACGAUUAUGGAUAUUUCGAUGGAUAUCGGCCAAUCACAUGAAUCUUUGUGGCAAAAAGUGCUGGGUAUGCCCGAUCACCCUUCUCUCAACGAUAACCUUGUAUCAUCGAUGGGGAUGUACAAGGCGCGUAUCCAAAAUCACCGGCGGAGCAUUCGGUAUCUUAUUAACUCUUCGUCCGAUAUUUUAGAUCUUACGUCAAAAAUCCUAGUGCACAAAAAUGAGGAGCUCUUGAUUCGAUCAGGACUUGACAUACAGCUCAUGAAUCAGACCACGAACCUGAUUGCAGCAGAGACCAGGGACGAGCAUCGGAAUUCGGUCACCGUACUGAAGUCGACAAAAGAAGACUCUGAAAAAGUGAAGAUUCUUACAUACGUGGCUAUGGUCUAUUUACCAGCCUCUCUCGUAGCAUCCGUCUUUAGCUCCAGCCUCAUUCAAGUUGAUUCGAGUAGCGGAAUCAAGAAUAGGCUUUAUCUGCCGAAAUACUUCUGGCUUUUCCCUCUCUUAUCUAUCGGCUUGCUGGGGGUUACAACUUUAAUACUAGUUAUUCUAUCGUGGUGGCGGCAGUCGAGAAAAUAAGGAGACGGAUAGGUGGCUUAAAGAAGUAAUGUUGACUACAUUGCGACCUGUUGCACAAACGACCACACGGCAAACCUGCAUCAGGAAACCGCGACCGCCGCAUCGGGCAAGACGUGCGCACGGGCCCUGCGCCGCUUUCGCCGGGUACCCCUCUCCAGCUGUCCAAAAUAAGCGACACACCAAAAAAGGGUUAUUUAUUUCGCAAUUUUAUUGCAACUCAACCACA
This is a messenger RNA of Mollisia scopiformis, 1933 nucleotides long. RefSeq lists its product as uncharacterized. The transcript has 8 exons. NCBI's taxonomy places the organism in Eukaryota, Fungi, Ascomycota, Leotiomycetes, Helotiales, Mollisiaceae. The record is from RefSeq and is a predicted model, not a curated record. Bases 226 to 1707 code for a protein of 493 amino acids.